Molecule: messenger RNA, 498 nt
Organism: Lotus japonicus
Lineage: Eukaryota; Viridiplantae; Streptophyta; Magnoliopsida; Fabales; Fabaceae
Exons: 1
Coding region: 1-498 (165 amino acids)
Source: RefSeq, a predicted model, not a curated record
AUGUCAUGUUUUGUUUUACCUGAUGGGUUAUGUGAUGAGAUUGAGAGUAUGAUUUCUCGUUUCUAUUGGGGUGGUGAUGUCUCUCGUCGAGGUAUUCAUUGGGUCAAAUGGAAAACUGUGUGCCAACCCAAACAAGUUGGGGGUCUUGGCUUUAGGGAUUUCAAAUCCUUUAAUUUGGCCCUUGUAUCGAAGAAUUGGUGGCGAAUUCAUAAUUAUCCUGAUUCUCUUUUAGGAAGGGUGUUCGAAGCUGUCUAUUUCUCCUCCGGAAGUAUGGAGAGCGCUAAGAGAGGUUACAGGCCGAGUUAUGCAUGGAGUAGCAUAUUGAAAACUUUGUCAAUGAUCCAGAAGGGGAGUUGUUGGAGGAUUGGGGUUGGUUCCAAGGUUCGGAUUUGGGAGGAUAAUUGGCUUACUAAUGGACCUCCCGUCAAUUUCAGGCAAGAUGUGGUGGAUGAGCAUGGGCUUGUUAAGGUCGCUGACCUUAUGCUUCCGAGUAAUUGA